UUUCGUCCGGCAGAAACAUAUAGCACCAUUCAGUUGCUCGCAGACGUUCAGAUAGUGGCGAAGAUGUACCGAAUCAUCAGGCUUGUGGUGAUACUAGCCACCGUACUCGGUGUUGCACUGGGAUCACUAAACGAUGAGUACGACAGUGACAAACGACUCCAUCCGAGGCUGCCGGAUGAAAAUUUGAAGAAGCUGCCCAAAAGCAAAAAUGCCGAACAGGAGCAAACUAUCGAGUACUGGAGAAAUCAGGCAAAGGCAACCGUUGAGAAGCUGGUGGGAAAGAAGGAAAACACAAACAUUGCCAAGAAUGUCAUCAUGUUCCUGGGCGAUGGAAUGUCCAUCUCGACCGUUGGUAUGGCACGCGUCUAUGCGGGCGGUGAAGAGAUUCCACUAUCCUUCGAAAAGUUUCCGUACGUUGGAAUGUCGAAAACAUACUGUGUGAACUAUCAGGUGGCCGAUUCCGCCUGCACUGCCACUGCCUAUCUGACAGGUGUGAAGGGCAAUUACGAAACGAUUGGCGUAAAUGCGCACGUAUCGGUGCGUGACUGCGAGGCGGCACGGAACCGUAGUACGCACACAUCCUCCAUCGGUCAGUGGGCAAUGGAUGCGGGUAAGGACGCGGGUAUAGUUACCACAACACGUGUUACACACGCUUCUCCUUCGGGGAUGUACGCCCAUGUCGCAUUCCGUGAUUGGGAAGAUGAUUAUUGGGUGAAGCAGGAUGGUUGCGAUACUGACCGGGUUGAUGAUAUUGCGGAACAGUUGGUGUACGGUGAGACGGCUCCACGGUUGCGCGUGAUUUUGGGUGGAGGACGGCGUGAGUUUAUGGAUCGUGACGUACAUGAGGAUUAUGAAACGGGCAAAGGAGGAUACCGAUCGGAUGGAAGACAUUUGAUCAACGAGUGGCUUCGGAACGGUCCCGUCGGAGAGAAUCGGACGUUUGUGUGGAAACGAUCGGAUUUGUUGGCGGUUGAUCCACACCGAACGGAUCGAUUGCUGGGAAUGUUUGAACCAAGUCAUUGUGUGUACAAUUUGGAUAGGGUGCACAAAAACCUGGUCGAAGAACCAACGCUCUCCGAAAUGGUGGACAAAGCAACAGAUAUACUCAGUACCAACCCGGAAGGGUUCUUCCUGUUCGUUGAGGGAGGACGAAUCGAUCAUGGACAUCAUGACAAUCAGGCAAGAUAUGCUAUUGAUGAAACGGCAGAGUUUGCGAAAGCGAUCGAACUGGCACGGAACAAGUUCAGUGAAGAAGAUACCUUGAUUGUCGUGACGUCUGAUCAUUCGCACAGUGUCAGCUUCGCUGGGUAUCCGAAUCGUGGCAAUGACAUCUUUGGGACAGCAGGUACCGGAACGGAUGGUAUUCCGUACAUGACAAUCAGUUACGCAAACGGGCGGGGGUUCUACAAGCAUGUCGAUCCAGUAAAAGGAUCCCGUGCCAAUGUGCGAGAAAUGCCAGAUGCCAGUGCAGAUGACUUUGAAUUUCCGGCCAUGUUACCAGUCGAGCUGGAAACGCACGGUGGCGAAGAUGUGGCAGUGUAUGCGUCCGGUCCAUGGUCUCAUCUGUUUACUGGUUCGUACGAACAGAACCUCAUACCGCACAUGAUGGCGUACGCUUCGUGCAUUGGUCAUGGGUUGAAGGCAUGUACGAAUUAAUUAUUCUCAAAAUCAAGUAUCGAAUAAAGUAAAUUAUAUACAUGCGAGUUAAAUUGCUUGACCCCAUA
Molecule: messenger RNA, 1724 nt
Organism: Anopheles funestus (African malaria mosquito)
Lineage: Eukaryota; Metazoa; Arthropoda; Insecta; Diptera; Culicidae
Product: alkaline phosphatase-like
Exons: 3
Coding region: 64-1656 (530 amino acids)
Biological process (GO): dephosphorylation
Molecular function (GO): alkaline phosphatase activity
Source: RefSeq, a predicted model, not a curated record